Eupeodes corollae is the source of this 2147-nucleotide messenger RNA. Its product is annotated as zinc finger protein 892-like. The transcript has 5 exons. NCBI's taxonomy places the organism in Eukaryota, Metazoa, Arthropoda, Insecta, Diptera, Syrphidae. Gene Ontology annotation, molecular function: zinc ion binding. The coding region runs from base 24 to 2051 and encodes 675 amino acids. The record is from RefSeq and is a predicted model, not a curated record. Gene Ontology annotation, cellular component: nucleus.
UUGACAUUUCUCAUUAUUUAAUAAUGUCAUCCAGGUUUUUUUGGCUUGCUUGUAAAAAAAAGAAACAUUUAGUUUUCAAUUUGGGAAGAAAAUUUUACUUUUUAUUUAAAAAGAAAAUGAAUUUUAAAGUCGACAUAUGUGUGUGCCGGGUGUGUAUGGAAUCCGAAAACGGUAUUUCACUUUUAAAAGACUCCGCACUCCUCGAGAAAUUUGUUUACACCACCAAACUUAAAGUCAAAGCGGAUGGUAUGCCAGCCAUUUUGUGUGACAAAUGCACUGAUCGUCUUAAAGUCGCCUACGACUUUUGUCGUACGGCCAAUAUAUCGGAGAAGCAAUUGCGAAAGUUCAUUAGCAAAAUAAGCUUUGACUUCCGGGAAGUGACGAAGACCUUACCAAAAGACGACAAUGACGAGGACUACGUGGUAAUGGAAGAAUUCGAUGGAAUGAAUCCAGCUUUGCUUGAGGAACCUGAAGAAAUUAUUCCCCAAUCGUUACCUGUGCAACAUCAAACACCACCACCGCUGCCACCACCACCACCACAACCGGCAGCACCAGAACCAUCUAUUGUAGUCGAGGAGUCGAUAAUUCAAAAGAGAAAUCUUAAAAUUGAAGUCACCGAAAUGGAACAUGAGGAAAUUGAGCUUAUGGUAGAGGAGCCACAUCAGGAUAGUAUUACGAUUGGAAAGCAAGAAGCUCUUGGAUCGGAAAUCGAAAUGGAAGAAUUUCACGAGAUAAUUCAAGAUGAUCAAUGCGAUACGAAUCUAUAUUUAGAUGAGAACACUUAUGAGGAGCUGCAAUUGUACGAGAAUGAAGACGGUGAAAUCUACGACCAUCAACAAGUUGAUGAAGAAGAUUAUCCAACAGAUCAUCUUGGAGAAGGUGAUGGAGAAGGAGAAAUUAUUGCCGACCACAUCGAUGAAUAUUCCGGAAUCGAUGGCGGAGAAGAAUUAGUUAAAUUAUAUCCGCAUCAAGAACAAAAAAAGACAAAGCACAAAAAAACAACUCGCACUUCGAAGCGGUCAAGGGGUGAAACAGCGGCAUCGAAAAUCGAAGGCAAAUCGAUUAUUUGCAUUAAAUGCAACAAAGAUUUCAGCACAAAAACCAAUCUCAUGCGGCACAUGAUCUCACAUGCCGGUUUGAAGCCCUUCAGGUGUCAAACUUGUGGCAAGGGAUUUACCCAAAAUGGAUCACUAAAACAACAUAUUUUCAUCCACACAGGCGAAAAGCCGCAUGUCUGUCACGUUUGUCAGAGAGGAUUCACGCAAAGCAAGAGCCUCAUAUUCCACAUGCGUCGGCAUACAGGCGAAAAACCUUUUAACUGUGAGGAGUGUGGGAUAAAUUUCAGACAGAAGGAUGGAUUGAAGCAUCACAUUCAGAAGUACCACGGAGAAGGACGAGAGGCUCACGUUUGUCCGGUGUGCGAAAGAGUACUUUCGUCAAAGUAUGCCCUGGCAACGCACAUGAAGAAACAUCAAACCAAAACAGUAGAACAAGAGUCAGAGAUAAUGGCUAGAUGUUUUGAGGGCACCAAUGUUAAGUUAGAAGGGUCUUCGUUGCAUCAAAUGAAAUCCGAAGGCCAGGAAUAUUCAUCAACAUCCACAACAGAACCCAUUUCUACCCAAGUCUUAGAAUCAGUUGAAGAUAUCGAACCAAAGCCAAUUAACCAUGCCGGAGCUGGAGUCCGAAUGAAACAGUUUCAAUGUGGAAAGUGUUUCAAAUCAUUCAAGAUAAAGAGAAACCUCCUUCGUCACUUGCGCAACCAUGAUGUGAGCACUCUGGAAUUACACGAGUGCACUGAUUGUGGCAUUGGAUUUGACACAAAACGUAGACUCAAAUUACAUCGUCUACGCGAUCACAAAGAUAUAGUUUGUGACUUGAAUAAUUGCGAGUAUUGCGAUGCCCCGUUUGUGUCAGUUGCCGAUCUCAGCGAGCACAUAGCAAACGAACACGAUGCUAUCGAUCAGAAUUGUCCACAUUGUAAUGAGCAUUUUGAUUCGCAGAAAUUGUACUAUGAUCAUUUAUUGGAACAUGAACAUUUGUUAGAUAAUUAAAAACUGUUAGAAUUUAGUUGAUAUUUAUAAUUUUUAUAGAAUUAUUUACUUAUACAUAUAAAAUAAAUACAUUUAAAUACAAAAUAUGAAAAAUAA